AUGUCUUCGGAUUCGCAGAAAACAGCCAUAAUGAAGUUGGUAACGAAUGAUGGUGAAAAUUUCGAUGUGCCACGAGAUGUGAUUCGGCUUUCUACUACAAUCAACACCAUGUUGCAGGACCUUGGAAUAGACAACGAGUCGAGCGAUCCGAUACCGAUUUGCAACGUUUCAGGUCCUAUUAUGAAGAAGGUGUUGCAGUGGUGCACGUUUCACAAAGACGAUCCACCAACCACCGAUGAUUCGGACAAUCGUGAAAAGCGCACUGACGACAUCCCAAGCUGGGAUGUAGAAUUUCUCAAAGUGGAUCAAGGCACUUUGUUCGAGCUUAUCCUGGCUGCCAACUAUCUUGACAUCAAAGGUCUACUUGAUGUAACCUGCAAAACUGUGGCGAACAUGAUCAAAGGGAAAACUCCAGAGGAAAUUCGACGAACUUUCAACAUCAAGAACGACUUUACUCCUGAGGAAGAGGAACAGAUACGCAAGGAGAAUGCUUGGUGUGAAGAUUAG
Molecule: messenger RNA, 507 nt
Organism: Strongylus vulgaris
Lineage: Eukaryota; Metazoa; Nematoda; Chromadorea; Rhabditida; Strongylidae
Source: the annotation of a GenBank genome assembly